AUGGCUUCGUCUCUGCUGUCGUCGCAUCUGGACCAGCUAUCCCUCUGUGCUUCGUCCAUAUCCGAUCUUCCAUUCUCGCGCCCGAAACAGUUCACCAAUGCCCUUCUCACCCACCACGACAUUACCGCCCUGAUCAGAGACACCGAACAACACGAACGCGCCCUCUUCUCGAUCGCUCCUCCUCCGGUUCCUUCCAAGUCGCAAAUCCAGCAAAUAUCUUCCACCUUUACGACUUCUGCUUCACGAUCAAUCGCUACAUCAAAUUCCCAAAGACCACCUCGUCGCCAUACUGCUGUUGCUGCAGUUCUCGGCGGUGACUUGUAUCGUAAGACCAGGUCCGGACACGGCGGGAAGCAAUCCAAAGGCGAUAUCGAUGUCGAACUUCUUCUGCGAGGCGCGGAGAAGCUGUGUAGAGUCUAUCCUAUCCCAGGUGCUUUUGACAGGAUUGGGGAGUUGAGAAACCGAUAUGCACAGUUGAGUGCCAACAUUGCUCACUACGAAGAACGAGUCGCAAUGCAGUCCGCCGAGCUGGAUCAUCUGCACCAGAGCCACGAUGACUGCGAUCAAGACGAAUAUGACUACCAGGAUGAUCACAUCGAGCCUACCGUCCACAUGAGUAAGGAGGACCUUGUUAAUGAGGAAGACGAAAUCCGUGCUCUCGAGGACAAGAAAAGAGCGCUUCAAUCAAGGGUCAGCAGUAUGGAGAAGGACAUCGAAGGCCUCGCCAGAUGA
This is a messenger RNA of Aureobasidium vineae, 732 nucleotides long. NCBI's taxonomy places the organism in Eukaryota, Fungi, Ascomycota, Dothideomycetes, Dothideales, Saccotheciaceae. The record is from the annotation of a GenBank genome assembly.